CUCCAAUCCAGUUAAUUAAACCAUUUUGGGAACGCUAUCCUCACCACUGUCUUAAAAAUAUCUCCCCGCAUCGCACCCCAAGCGCGUGAUCACACCGCAAUAAUCCAACGGUCAGAAAUCCCCCGUCGAUCGCACUCGCUGAAGCUGCCGAAUCCAUAGCCCAAAUAUAGCUAUUCUGAGAUAUUUAUCUCGUGCGCCGCUGGGUCACCAGAAAUUCAACGUACCCCCUCCUGGAUGGCGCCAUGUGUCCAAUCCUCGAUUGAGAAUGCACACAUCCUCACAACGGUCAUAUCAACGGCUAGGAUUUAACCACGUGUGCGUCCCCGAUUCCGGAUGAAAAAUCCUUUUGUCGCUUUUUUGGUAGUUUUCGGUAUUAUCUCACUGUUCGAAGGAAGGAAGGCGUCGUGGCGGUUAAGCUCUGGAGCAUAUUGGAUUUUUUAGAGCGAGAAAACGCGGCUAGGAGGAAUGGCGGAGACUCAGCUUGGACCAAAAGACGAUGUCGUUUCGGUGGAGCUUCCCGCACCUGCUUCCUGGAAAAAAUUUUAUUUGCCGAAAAGGGGAGGCACCCCAAGGAAGAACGAGAUCUUAUUUAUUGCUCCGACUGGGGAGGAGAUUACCAACCGCAAACAGCUCGAGCAAUACCUGAAAACCCAUGAAGGAGGGCCAUCACUAGCAGAAUUCGACUGGGGCACUGGCGAAACUCCGAGACGAUCAGCGAGGAUCAGCGAGAAGGUCAGGGCAACCCCUCCAUCGAGGGAACUCGAGCCACCUGUGAAGCGAGGCAAAAGAUCCGCCUCUAAGAAGAAAGAAAAGCCGACAAUCGAUGAGGGCGCGAAAGAAACUGAAAUGCAAGAGGCUGGAAGUGACGACAAAAAGGAGAACGAGGCAAAGGAAACUGAACCCAAAAUCGAUGAGAAAAAAGACGAAGGAAAGGAAACUGAGGCCAAGAGUGACGAGAAGCUUCCGGAAGAUUUACCCACAAAGGAAACGGAGGCGGAGAUAGAGAAGGACGUAUCUAUGCAGGAUGCUGAGAAAGAUGGCAAGACCGAGACUCUUGAGAACCAUGAGACUGGAAAAGAGAAUGGGACUGAAGACUCUACAAAUGUCGAAGAGAAACUGGUAGUCGACAAACCGGAGGAUAAGCUCAAUGCAGAAGAAGCCAACGGAGCCCAUCCCGAGAACAUCAACUGUGCAGCAGCAGAAGCGCCGCAAUCUGCUACAGAACCAGAAGUGAAUGGAGUUGGUAAUAAAACUAAUUUGAAAGUGCAGGAUCAAGAAAAGAAUUUGGAGGGGAAAGAAGACGGGAUCGACAGCAGCAGCAAUGGUAAUAACCAGGCGUCGUCACAUCAACCUUCUCCAACUCCGAUUAGCUGUUGAGGAGGCGUGAUCGAUCCAAAAUCCAGUGAGUGUUGUUAAUGUUAAUGUUAAAUGUAGUAAGUAAUCGUACGUACCAUUGAAAACACAGGAGGAGGAGUUGUCAGACUUGUAUCUGUCGUGUAGAUGACACACUGUAGGAGUCUCUGUUUGAUAUGGGAUAGGAUUUUAAAAGAUAGGCUGUGGAUGUGGUGGUGGUGUCCGUGGAUGAUUUUUAUUUUUCACAUUUGUAGGUGUUUUUUGGUGCUGUUCUUUUUGGAAAUUGGCAUCUGCUGCUGCUGGGAUGUUGUCUGUUGUAAUUGUGAUGUCUUCUUGUCUGUGUUUUUCGAUAAUUGUAAGGUGUUAGUGUUGUAAAAUCUCAGUUUGCUUCUAGUGAAUGAAUAAUCAGCCAAGAAUUUUACGAUUUUAUGAA
This is a messenger RNA of Andrographis paniculata, 1786 nucleotides long. Its product is annotated as methyl-CpG-binding domain-containing protein 11-like. Lineage: Eukaryota; Viridiplantae; Streptophyta; Magnoliopsida; Lamiales; Acanthaceae. Gene Ontology annotation, molecular function: DNA binding. Bases 466 to 1377 code for a protein of 303 amino acids. The record is from RefSeq and is a predicted model, not a curated record. The transcript has 3 exons.